AUGAGACAAAAUGUAACUUAUAUUGUUGGAGACCUAUCAAGUAGUGACAACUAUUUCACCCAACGAGUUGACGCACCAAAUAAGGAAGGUAUUUCUCCAUUAGCAAAAUGCACUACUGUCAUGCGAAUGUUAGCGUAUGGUGUUGCUGCCGAUGCGAUUGACGAAUAUAUCAAAAUAGGAGGUACUACCGCAUUGGAGUGCUUGCGUCGUUUCUAUAAAGGAAUCAUACGGUUGUAUGAGCAAGAGUAUCUCAGAGCUCCAACUCAAGAUGACUUGCAAAAAAAUUUGCAUGUCAGUGAGAUGAGGGGGUUUCCAGGGAUGAUCGGGAGUAUUGAUUGCAUGCAUUGGGAAUGGAAAAAUUGUCCAACAGCAUGGGAGGGAACAUUAAACGAUAUAAAUGUUCUAGAUCGUUUGCCGGUGUUUGAUGAUGUUGAACAAGGUAAUACUCCAAGAGUGAAAUUUUUUGUAAACCAACGUCCAUAUGACAUGGCAUACUAUCUAGCUGAUGGUAUCUAUCCUUCUUAUCCAACUUUCGUCAAAUCAAUCCGACUUCCUCAAAGUGAAUCAGACAACUUAUUUGCAAAAUAUCAAGAAGGGUAUCGGAAGGACAUCGAGCGCGCAUUUGGAGUAUUACAGGCUCGGUUUAAAAUCAUUCGUGAACCAGCUCGCAUGUGGGAGAUAUCGAAUCUUGCUAUCAUCAUGCGGUCAUGUAUCAUAUUGCAUAAUAAGAUUGUUAAGGAUGAACGAGAUACAUUUACUCAGAAUUGGACCGAUUAUGAUCAAUCCGAAGGAAGUGGUUCGAGUACACCACAACCAUUUUCUACUGAGGUGCUACCAGCAUUUGCAAAUCAUGUGUGUACUAGAUCUGAAUUACGUGAUUCAAAUAUACAUCAUGAAUUGCAAUCAGAUCUAGUCAAACACAUAUGGGCAAAAUUUGGAAAGUUUCAUGGUUAA
Messenger RNA from Brassica oleracea var. oleracea, 954 nucleotides. RefSeq lists its product as uncharacterized. NCBI's taxonomy places the organism in Eukaryota, Viridiplantae, Streptophyta, Magnoliopsida, Brassicales, Brassicaceae. The record is from RefSeq and is a predicted model, not a curated record. The transcript has 3 exons. Bases 1 to 954 code for a protein of 317 amino acids.